Messenger RNA from Cuscuta campestris, 2999 nucleotides. The record is from the annotation of a GenBank genome assembly. Lineage: Eukaryota; Viridiplantae; Streptophyta; Magnoliopsida; Solanales; Convolvulaceae.
GGCAGACAUUUUCACGAAACCCCUUAGUAGGGAGAGUUUCUUCCACAUUCGGAACGAACUUGGAAUUUUGGAUAUCUCUAUGAACUAAUCCAUUCUUUUUAUUGACUAUACUAAUUUGAGCGUCGGAGGCGCGAUAAAUUUUUUUUGCAGGACCUGCCAAAUGUUCCAGUCCAACGGCUUAUCCAUGGAUCGUGUUAAACUGUCGCUCUUUCCCUUUUCCCUUCGGUAUCGGGCAGCUAGAUGGUUAAAUACAUUCCCUGAUGGCCACUUCAAGACCUGGGAGGCGUUGCACCAGGCAUUCAUGCACGAAUAUUUUCCACCAUCUGCUAUGGUGAAAAUAAACUCCAUCCAAAACUUCCGUCAAGCACCUAUGGAAUCGAUGUGCGAAGCAUGGGAAAGAUUCAAGGAAUUGAAGGUUAAAUGCCCACCUGCUCUAAUUGAUUCCGAUAGUUUGAUGUUCUACUUUUACCAAGGCUUAACGGUACCAUCUAAGAAGGAAUUGGACCACUCUUUUAAACUUGGUUCUUUUCUAGAGAUGACACCUGAGGAGAAUGAGGAGUUAGUAGAUAGACUAACGUCAAAUGCUAAAUAUUGGUAUGAAGACCGAGCUCCUCCUCCUAAAGCUGGCAUGUAUGAAGUAGACCAAUUCACAGCCCUCAAGGCUAGUAUGGAGAGCAUCGUGAAACAAACUAUCAAGGAACACCUAGGAGCUUCCCAUCCACGUCCUAACUUGUAUACUGAACCGGUGAAUCAAGCUGAAAUCUAUGGUUCUGGUAGUCACCACCAGUCCGAUCUAGUCUUGUCUUGUGAGCACUGCUCUCAAAAUCAUCUUUCCUCUGCUUGUCCCUUGAUUGAACCACCCCCUCCGAGUAAGGCUAAAGACGUUAAUCUAGCACAAUAUGCGAAUAAAGGGGAAGGACCUUGGGCCCAGAACAAUCAAGAGCAAUGGCGGGAGAGAAACAACUUUUCUAGAAACAAUCGUCUUAGGGAUGACUAUAAACAAGAGUCGUUGGUAGUCGCCUGGGGUAUAUCAGAACCAAACCCAAGGGAGCAACUUUGGGCCAUAACUUUGAGAAGUGGUAAAGAGCUUCAAGGCCCGGAAGUCGAAGCUGAUAUAGAAGAAGUCCCUGUGGAUACUUCUAUAGGAACAACCUCUCAAAAGAAGUCUGAAUCCACACCCCAAGAGACGAGGAGGGAAGAAACCCCCUCCAGCCAACCCCAACUAGCUAGACAAACUCAGCUAAACACUAUUCCCUUCCCUACUAGGGUUAAAAAGAGCAAGGACGAGAAAGCUUUCCAAAAGUUUCUCGACGUCAUUGGCCAAGUUGAGGUCAAAAUGCCCUUGGUAGAUGUGUUAACUAAAAUGCCCAAAUACGACCCAGCUGAGUUCUGCAACUCAGUUAAAGUCAUAAAAGAUAAAGGGUCUGUAGAAGAUCUUCUAAGCCUAGAAAUUGCUUUUCAAGAACCUAAGUGUGAGGAGGUGUGUGUUAUCAAGACGCAAUCUGAACCCACAAACGAAGCAAAAUCUUUAGAACUUAAACCCUUACCAUCACACCUUGAGUACGCUUUCCUCGAUAGUGAGGGCCAGUGCCCUGUUGUCAUAGCCUCCGAUCUAACACCUGAUCAGAAGAAAAAAUUACUAGCUGUCCUCCGUAUGCACAAGCAAGCAAUUGCUUGGAAACUAGAGGAUAUUCAAGGAAUAAGCCCCGCUUAUUGCACACAUAAAAUAGCCAUUGAGGACGGAUUUGAACCAGUUGUGCAGGCUCAACGCAGGCCAGCAUUCCCGGCUGCUACGCGUGCCAAUGUUCACUUGGUGGGUUCAGGGCCCAUCGAGCGAUUUGAGAUGUGGGGCCGCCAUCGCUCAUUGACGGAGUCUGUGUACCUGUCCUCGGCAGUUCUCACCGAUUACGGAUACGCUGAGGAAAUGGAGCAGCUGCUACGAGGGACGAGGUGGCAUCGCCUCUUCACGAUGCGAGCUGAGUCCAGCCUGCCACUAACGAUCGAGUUUCUGUGCUCUCUUGAGCUGGAGCCGUCUACGGGGUCACGGUCGAUGAACUUCCAGUCCAUCGACUCUCAUACCACCCUCACCUUCACUCUCUUGGGGCGGGGAUUUCAGCUGACGAUCGCCGAGCUGGCCACUCACUUGGGUCUUUACUCUCGGGAGGAGACGUUUUGGAUUCAGCCGACUUGGCGAAUCCUAUCUUUUGUGCUUUCGACGUCCUUCUUUGGGAGGCCGUUGAACACGGAUCGGGUAUACCCCGAUGACAUGAUGGUCUUCUGGAGCUUGCACACACGCCAAGAGGCGAAUGUGGCUGUCUUUGUGGCCCGAUUCCUCUACAGCCAGUCUAUGGGGAAUCGGACGCACAUUGUCUGUGGUUUCGUGGUCACCAUACUCUUCCGAUCACUCGAGGGGGCGGCGCCCAUUCCGCAGGCACAGAUGUUGAUGCGAGAUUUGGACGCGGGCAUGCUGAGGAAUGCUCACAUCCGUAGGAGGUUGGGAGCUAGCUCUACCGAGAGCAACGGUGCUUCUUCAUAUGCGCCCUCGACCUCAGGAGCAUCUUCGCAGGUCUCGUCUAGGAGAGCCACUCGUCGCCGUCCCACUUCUCAGGCCGCUCCAGCCACGACCCAGGCGGAUCCGACCCUUGAAUGGGCUAGGAGGAUCCUAGAGCAGCAGGAUACCAUCAUGCAGAGGAUGUCCGAAAUCGGACAGCAACAGGCAUCCCAGGCUGAGAGCUUUGCCCUGCUUCGGAGGACCUUUACUGGCUUUUACUCAGAUGUGCACAUUGGGCUCACCCCUCGCUCUCCUGAGGGCGACGAUCCAUCCGCUUCUGUUCCUCCCCCUUAGUGAUCUUCAUAUUAUUUUCCUUUGAAAACUAUUUCUCUUCGUUUAUGAGCAGGAAUUGAUGAUCAACUGGAUUGUUGGAACUUCUUAUUUUCCACCGGUAACAUUUACUUAUGCACUUGCUCUAUUUCUAUUUCAAUCAACUCCUUUUGAUUUA